UCAACCGAUAGACACCGAGGGGUGCCGAUGGGUAUCCUGAUAAGAAGUAGAACAUGUCGUCGCGGCUGUAUCUUUUCGUCAUCAGGACUGUGGACAAAUUCGUCCCUCCCAGAUUACAACCUCUGUGGAACCAUGAGAUCGGUCCAAAGACUAUCUUCUUCUGGGCUCCACUUGUGAAAUGGAUUUUGGUCGGUGCGGGUAUAGGAGAUCUCACGAGACCUGCAGAAAACAUCAGCCUCUUCCAAUCCUCGUCAAUGUUGUCAGGUUACAUCUGGACCAGGUGGUGUUUCAUUAUUCAGCCCAAGAACUUGAACCUCGCUUUGAUCAACUUUCUCGUGGCAGUUAACGGGACCAUCCAAUGCGUCCGGGUUUGCCGGUGGGUCUCUUCAACUUUUGUUCGGUUUAUCGAGCCAAAGAUAUACAUCUGUAGCUAUACAUACAGAAAAUUUAAUAAUUUAUGCUAGUUCAUACCAUGUAGAUUGUAAUUUGAGAUUCAGCAUAGAAUAAAUUGCCCAUGUGUCUACCAUAUCUCAUUUUGAAUGCCAAUUUGUUCACGUUUAAAAUUUAAAAAAAAAACAAACCAUAUGUCUCUCCUCACACAACCGGGAGUUCAGUGGUUAGAGCGUUCGCUUUGUUACCGGGAGGUCGUAAGUUUGAGUUCCGCUCAUGUCAUGGCUGCGCCAAACCCAAGACGCAAAUAUAGGUAGUGAUUGUUCCUUCGCCAAACUUUUGGCAAUUAGAAGUGAAAAUAUCAUGGGUCUUUCGGAUAUGACCUUAAAAACAGAUGUCCCUUGUUGCGGCAGGCGUUGGCACGUUAAAGAACCCUCACUGCUAAGGCCCUUAGCGGUAAGCUUUACAUGGUAAUUCACCUUGAACUGUCGACGUCUCAAUAUCAUAAAUGAAUUAAAAAUCAUCGAUUAAGGUAAGAAAAACUAUAACAAACUAUUCUCUUUAUGAAAGGUGAAAAUGACGAACAGUGAUCAAUCCCAUAACUCCUCUAUAAGCCAUAACUCCUAUAAGCAAUUGAUAAAAAAAAAAAAUAGGGAGUCGGGCAAACACGGACCCCUGGAUAUACCAGAGGUGGUAUCAUGUGCCUAGGAGGUUAAGCAUCCCCUGUCGACCGGUCACACCCGCCGUGAGCCCUGUCUUGAUCAGGUAAACGGAGUUAUCCGUAGUCAAAAUCAGUGUGCCAAGAACGACCUAUCAAUCGGUGUAAAACACGCCAGACAGCAUUUGACCCACUGAUAGGCUGUAUGGGCAAACUAGAUCGUUAUAACGACCAUAGAAUUUGUGAAAUGCUGACUUUAAAUGAGAGUACUAUUCUUAGACUUGUUAUACAUUUUAUGUUUCAGAUAUAAAAAGUCAGUAGGAAAACCACUAACGUUUUGGGAUUAGAUCAAAGAUCUGACACAUGCAGCCUGUGUAAGACAAAUUACGUCAUUUCGGAUCCGAAUGUUCUACAGCUGUACAAACCAACUACAGUGUCCAUUUCAGUCUAUGCUUGUUCUGUGUGUCUUAGAAUAGUCAUUAGUUCAAGCCCUAAUUGGAAGUAUUCACCUGAUAUGUUAUCCUUGAAUAGAUUUAGUUUUGCAUUCAUUCGUUUGUCAUUCAUUAUGACAAUUUACGUUAAAUAUUGUUAAAGUAAAACAUUUACAAUUAGUAUGAGGUUUUUUUUAAUGUGAAGCUUCCGGAAUAUGCGUACGCAUUGUAAUGCAGUAGUUGUACGACAUGCAUAAAGUUUAUACUUAGAAUUUAUCAAAUCAUAUGUACAAAGCUUUCUUAUAAUUAAAAGAUAAAAACGUUA
This is a messenger RNA of Ostrea edulis (European flat oyster), 1804 nucleotides long. Its product is annotated as probable mitochondrial pyruvate carrier 2. Gene Ontology annotation, cellular component: mitochondrial inner membrane. The record is from RefSeq and is a predicted model, not a curated record. Bases 54 to 464 code for a protein of 136 amino acids. The transcript has 4 exons. NCBI's taxonomy places the organism in Eukaryota, Metazoa, Mollusca, Bivalvia, Ostreida, Ostreidae. Gene Ontology annotation, biological process: pyruvate import into mitochondria.